Liolophura sinensis is the source of this 11239-nucleotide messenger RNA. RefSeq names its product protocadherin Fat 4-like. The transcript has 71 exons. Lineage: Eukaryota; Metazoa; Mollusca; Polyplacophora; Chitonida; Chitonidae. Gene Ontology annotation, cellular component: catenin complex; membrane; adherens junction. Gene Ontology annotation, molecular function: cadherin binding; beta-catenin binding; calcium ion binding. Gene Ontology annotation, biological process: cell-cell junction assembly; homophilic cell-cell adhesion; multicellular organism development. The record is from RefSeq and is a predicted model, not a curated record. The coding region runs from base 613 to 11004 and encodes 3463 amino acids.
CAUAGAUGGAGGGGGCCUCUACAGUGAAGCCAUCUUCACAGUGGUUGUAAAUAGGAAUCUUAACACUCCAGCCUUUGAUAGACUUGAGUAUGAUCUGACCUUGUCUGAAAACCAACGGAUCCAAGUCCCUCUCCUGAAACUGUUGGCCACAGAUCUUGACCGACAGGCUCCUCACAACACCCUGGUGUACAGGAUUACAGGUGAAGGCCUAGCACAAAGUUUCUUCACUGUGGACUCUGAUGGGUUUCUCACCCUGAUAAGAUCAUUGACACAGAACAGGCAGUUGAACCAAUUCACUGUUCGUGUGAGUGUGAGCGAUCAGGGUUUGCCAAGGAAAGGACCUCUCUACAACAAGCCACGGUUCGUGUGACCGUCACACGGGACACUACUUCGUCACCCAUCUCCUUUAAUCAGACUUAUGAGCAAACAGUACGGGAAGACGUGCCCAGUGGAACUCUUGUUGAAACAGUUAGAGCAGACAGCUCUGACCCAUCUCGCAUCCAGUACUUCAUUAUUGGAGAUGGUCGUGCCACACAGCUCUUCUCCAUUGAUCCUAACACUGGCCGCAUCACAGUCAGCGGAGAUCUCUCCCAAGAUGCAAGCCCCUUCUACAUGAUUCUUGUGGAAGCUCGUGACGACAGGUCCCCACCCAGACGCGCUCAAACCACAGUCAAGGUCAAUGUUCUACGGAACUUCUAUGCCCCUGUGUUCACACGGCCAUCCUACAGCUUCCAAGUGGACGAGACCCAGCCCUGGGGAACUCCUUUCUCCUCCUUCUCAGCCAGAGAUGAAGAUCGCCAGCCUCCCAACAACAUUGUGCACUACAAUUUGACUGGUGAUGCCCGAGUACUACGCUUCUUCAAUGUGAAUGAGCAAACUGGAGCCAUUAGUGUACGUCAAGCUCUGACCACUGAUACCAGUGAUCAGAUCUACAGGGGAGUCCUGUAUGCUUAUGAUCUGGGUGAGCCGAGGCGUGUCAGCAAGGAGCAGCCCUUUACUGUCACAGUGCGCCGCAAUCAGUUCCCUCCAGAGUUUAUCGGCACUCCAUAUGAGAAACAGAUUCAGCAAAAUCAUCAACCGAAUACAGCUGUCUUCAGAGCUGGUGAAAUCAGAGUCCGAGACAAUGAUACAGUUUUCAAUGAGCUGGAGUUUCGUAUUAUUGGGGAUGAUAAAUCUCAAGGAUUAUUUGCCAUCAACCCAGUUCCCACAGACAGAUCAACAGCUGUUAUAACCCUUAGGAACAGCAUACAGGCUGACCCUGAUAGUGUCUACAGGGUCCGUAUUUGGGUGGGUGACAAUGGUUCGCCCCAGAAAACUGCUGUAACCGUGGCCCGAGUCACUGUACAGCGUAAUCUCAACCCCCCAAGGUUUACAAGGACCACACCCUAUACUGUCACCAUCCUAGAAAUUCAGGAACUAGGCAGAUCUUUUAUCACGGUUGAAGCAACAGAUCUGGACACCGUGCCUCCCCACAACCAGGUGAGAUACCGACUGGGUGGUAACAGCCAAGGUUUGGAGUACUUUGAUGUGAAUGAGCGAACAGGAGGCAUUUACCUGAAGAAACCUCUCACAGAUGACCUGACGGACCGUGUAAAUUACAGGCUUUACGUAAAAGCCCGUGAUUUGGGUGAGCCCCUACCUCUGGAUUCAACACAAGAUGCUAUAGUCGAUGUUACCGUCAAACACAACUUGUACUCUCCAGAAUUUCCUCGGUCUGAAUAUGACACCAGCAUUCCUGUAGACUCUCAGACUAACAGGCUGGUCUUUACUGUGACAGCUACGGACAGAGAUGAGCCUCCAUUUAAUAAUAUCACCUACAGUAUUGUGGGUGACACUGGAGCAGAGAAUGUGUUUGCUAUUAACAGUCAAGGUGUAAUACGUCUGAGACGUCCCAUUCUGACAGACUCAACACCGGAAUACAGGGUCCGAGUGCAAGCAGCUGAUUCUGGCAGACCCAGCAAACUAGGUUUCACUGUUGUUGUUGUCACCGUGUCUAGGAACAGAUUCCGUCCUCGCUUCACCAAUCCUGGUGGCAUAGAGAAUACAGUGAACAUCACUGUGCCGGAGAGCGUAGGCUUUGACUACCUCAUCUAUGAUGUGGAUGCAGUAGACAAUGACACUGCUAGACCUUAUAAUGAAAUAAGGUAUGAGAUUGUUGGCCAUCAGAUUGCCCAGAACUUCUUCCAGAUUGAUGAGAACACGGGACAAAUUCGUCUUCGUCAGUCUCUAAUGCUGGGCAGUGAGGAGUAUUACAGGAUUUUAGUACAAGCUGAAGAUAAAGGGAAUCCGCCAUUACGGGCCCCUGGGCACGGGAUCAUUAUAGUGAGAGUGUUAAGGAAUCAGUUUGCUCCGUACUGGACAAGGGUCUCCACGCAGGAUAUACGUAUCACAGAGAGGGUUCAACCUGGCACUGUAAUCUUUCAAGUUCAAGCUGUUGAUAAUGAUAUUUCGUCUUUCUUUAACAAAGUCUUCUACGAGAUCAUAGGUGAUCCUCCUUCACCGGCUUACUUCAACAUAUCACAGACAGGGCAGAUAACUGUGAGCAGAACUCUGGACGCAGAUGUGCAGACCACGUACAUUAUUCGAGUGCGAGCCUUUGACAAUGGGCGCCCACCAUUGGGUAACACCACGAUUGUACGUGUGGUUGUUAAUCGUAACCAAGGAGCUCCGUACUUUGUGCAAACACAGUACAAUUUUGAUGUGGAAGAAACAAGAGCACUUAAUCAAGGUUUUGGCACUGUGACAGCUGAGGAUGAUGAUAAUCAGGCCCCCUUUAAUACGCUGAACUACGCGCUGAUGGGGACGACUGUUGGCAUGGAGUACUUCCAGAUCAACCGCCAAACAGGAAUGCUGUCUGUCCGCAAAUCACUACAGCUCGACCCACAGCAGAGAACAUCCUACACUGUCAUAGUGCGUGUUUAUGAUUUGGGAAUCCCCAGCAACAAUGGCACCAAUACAGCCACAGUGACCAUCAAUGUAAACCGCAAUCGUUAUGCUCCAUUCCUCCGGGGAAGUCCGUACAGGCGGACUGUGGCUGAGAACACAACAGUAGGCUCUCUGAUAGUCCGUGUGGAGCCUGUGGAUAGGGACGUCAGUGCUCCUUUCAACCAGACUCAGAUUCGUGUUCUUGGAAAUCUGUCAACUGAUGCCUUGACCUACUUCAGCUUUAACCCCAGCAAUGGAGAAGUUCGUGUCAGAGCUGACCUGACCACAGCUCCUCAAAACAUCUACAAUAUUUGGAUUUUCAUCCAAGAUGGUGGCCGCCCCCCUUUGUCUGAUGUGGGUGUUGUGGAAAUCACAAUCCAGCGCAACCAGUACCGACCUCGUAUCACCUCUCAGACUACGGUCACACUGACAAUCUCUGAGACGGAGUCACUGGCGAAAGUUCUGUAUACAACAACUGCUAUUGAUCUAGACCCACCUGGUCCUGGAGCUGAAAUAAGAUACUUUAUUGCCCUCUCCCAAUUUGGCGGAGCGCAGUAUUUCCGUGUGGACCCACUGUCUGGAAAUCUGACCAUUUCUCAGCCUUUGACCACUGAUACACAGGCCAGAUAUGUGGUUGACAUCAAGGCUCGUGAUCUUGGAGAGCCUUCCCUGAUCAGUGACAACACAGCCAGGGUCACUAUCAAUGUCCUGAGGAACAAUCAGGCCCCUACGUUCACCAACACUACGUAUUAUGCCCAGAUCGAUGCCACACAUCCCCAGAACCAGCUCAUCAUCACUGUCACUGCCAGGGAUAGUGAUACUCAGGGUAAUUUUGGCCGAGUGUCUUACAGUGUUGUACGGGACAGACCGGAUGCAGCCUUUUUCAGUAUCCCUAAUCCGAGUUCUGGUCGGAUUGUCCUAGCUCAGGAUAUAUCCCGACAAGAUCUGCUCCAGUACAGGUUUGAAGUCCGUGCUGAAGAUGGCGGCAGUCCACCCAAGUACACUAAUGCUCUUGUCAUUGUAAAUGUGAAUCGUAACCUGUUUGCCCCUCGCUGGGUGCGAACACCCACUCUCACGUCCCCUAUUGAGGAGACUUCACGCCCAGGUGGGGUCAUUGCUGUUGUCAGUGCUCAGGAUGCAGAUCUCCUGCCACCACACAACACUGUGCGGUAUCGAGGAAGCACAGAUGAAUUUUUGGUCAACGAAGUAACUGGAGAAAUAUCAGUGAGAACAUGGCUGGUUGGACAUUCAGAAACUACAUAUACGGUAAAUGUGGUAGCGUAUGAUCUCGGUAAGCCAGAAUCAAAGUCUAGUCCGCCUUAUCAAUUUGUCAUUCGGGUCAGUCGUAAUAACCAGCCACCCCAGUUCAUCAAUGAGCCGUACAGCAAAAAUCUACUGCUUACCUCCCCUGUCGGUACAUUCGUUUACAAGGUCACUGCUGAAGACAAAGACCUUCCGCCAUUUAACCAGGUGACAUAUUCUAUCAUUGGGGAUGGACCAGCCACUAGAUUAUUCCAAAUUGAUGAAAAUGGAGCUAUCACAGUGAACAGCUCUCUCAACAUUAACAACAGCCCCAACAGAUACACAAUUCGUGUUAUGGCUGAGGAUAGUGGGAUUCCCAAACUGUCAGACGUCAGCGUUGUGGAUGUGACAGUUAGCAGAAACCUCUAUGCUCCUGAAUUUAGACCAACUCGCUACACAGUGGAGAUCCCUGCUACCAAACCUCUGGGGGAGACCAUCAUUAAGGUUAACGCCACAGAUCGUGACACCACGAGGCCAAGUAAUACCAUUGAGUACUCCCUUGUGGCCAAUAUCCUGACAAACACCUAUUUCCAGAUCAACCGUGAAACUGGCGAGAUCAGCUUAAAACGUCCUAUAGGAGAUGAACCCAGUCAGCAGGCUGUCUACGUAAUACAAGUUGUUGCUCGUGACCUUGGUGAGCCACCCAAACCAGCAUCCAAUUCAGCCACUGUGGAGAUAACUGUCAACCGUAACAGGUUUUCUCCAGAAUUCCUCAAUUUGCCGUAUGAGGAGUCUAUACCUGUGAACAGUACAACAGGAACAGCAGUGUUUACUGUGUCUGUCAGAGAUAAAGACACCAAGGCACCAUUCAAUCAAGUGACAGUGCGAAUUGUGGGCGACGAGACUGCACCAAGCCUGUUCCGUUUGGAUAGCCAGAAUGUUGUUAGAGUUAUCAGUGGUGCUGAUCUUCAGAGAGACCCCACCCGAGUCUACAAGAUCCGUUUAUUGGCUUCUGAUGCUGGUCAGCCUUCUUUGACAGCCAUUGCCGUGGGAACAGUUACUGUCUCACGGAACUUGCGUGCACCAGAAUUCAGCCAUGGUGAAGUCUCCUUGAGAAUCCCAAGGAGUCAGGUGCCAUUUUUGACACUUGUCAGGGUGAAUGCCACAGAUGAUGACCAGUCUGCUCCCAAUAAUGAAUUUGAGUACCUCUUGGUUGGUGAUGAUAACGCUAGAGAGUACUUCAGCGUGAACCCAAGGACAGGGGAGAUAAUGCUGAUCAAACCACUGAGCAACACUCAACAAGCUGGGUUCUUGCUGAGAAUUCGUGCCAGAGACUUUGGCACCCCAGAACUCUUCUCCACCGUCAUUGUGCGAGUGACUGUGACAGGAGACACUGAAGUUUUCCAAUUUGAUCUCCCAAACUAUGUGAUUGUUGUCGCAGAGAAUGUUAACAUCUCGUAUCCGGUUCUUGAUGUUAAUGCUGGACCAGGGACCAAUGUGAUAUAUUCCAUUACUGGGUAUGGCACAGCCCCUACAUACUUCAGCAUAGAUCAGAACACGGGUGUUAUCAGAGUACGCAGACAGCUGAUUACUGAUAACACAAACCGUGUGACCUACGUUAUAUUGGUGCGAGCUACGAGGCAAGUAGGAACCUCGACACAGACUGCCACAGCCAACGUGACAGUCACUGUGAGUCGAAAUCCAAACCCACCAGAGUUUGACAGACAAAGGUAUAUCUUCAAUGUGACAGAUGUGUGGCCAAUCACAAGGCCUAUUGGUCAGGUGGUGGCGACUGAUAGAGAACAGACAAUCCUGCUCUAUAGCCUGAUAUUCCAGCCUACGAACCCAGCCAGAACCUUCUUCUCUGUGACUCCAACAACAGGCCAGAUCUUCCUGAAUGCCCCACUGACCACGGCCAAUGUGGACAGGUUCAUAUUCCAGAUAGGCGUAUCUGACCAAGGCAAUCCAGCCAAAACAUCCACAGCAAGUGUAAUUGUCAACAUCAACGUAAACAACCAACCACCAAUCAUUACGGGUGGUCCUUAUCGGGCUAACAUCUCUGCUAAUCACACAGUGGGUAUCUCUGGCAGUUUCAUCAGGGUCACAGCCACCGAUCCAGACCUUGUGGGUCAACUUCGUUUUGGAAUUCAAGGCCAUGGCACAGCUCCCAGCUAUUUCACAGUGGAUCCAAUCACAGGCCAGAUCUAUGUCAUUCGGUCUCUGACUACAGACGUUACAAGUGUUUAUACAAUUGAGAUCUUUGUGUAUGACACGUUCAGACAGCUGGAGAUAUCCUCUGUGAAUGUAACAGUGUAUACAGACCGGGCAGACAGACCACCUGUGUUCAAUCCUACCCAGUACACAGCUCGGGUCAGAGAAGAUGCUGUCCAGGGCACUUACCUCACCACUGUCGUUGCCAGAGACCCUGAUGGGAGUCCUGUUAGAUAUUCCAUUAACAGACUGCAAACUCCCAGUGGAAUUCAGUCCCUUGUGUUUGUGGACCCUCUGUCUGGACAAGUGUCUGUGUCUGGCCUUAUGAGAAACACCAAUGGCACAAAUAUUUAUGUGUUUGUGGAUGCCACAGAGCUGAGUGUUGCUGGAAGAACUUCGAUUGUCCCUGCUCGUGUCACCAUCACCCUGGACAGGAACAACUACCCUCCCACGUUCACUGAGUCAGUGUACAAUGUCACUAUUGAUGAGACGACUCGUACAGGCACAAUUGUGCUCAGGAUCAAUGCUACAGAUAGAGAUACUGGAGACUUUGGUAAGGUCAGGUAUGACCUUAUUGGAGAUGGUACAACACCAAUCUACUUCAGCUUGAACCCCACCACAGGUGUGCUGACAGUGAAGAAUUCCCUUUUGACUGAGAGGACCACUCUUUACCAGGCUCGCAUCAUGGCCAGUGACUUGGGGUCUCCUCCCCAAACUACCAACAUUGUCGCAUACAUCUACGUGAAUCGCAAUCUGUAUGCCCCAGUCUUCAACCAGAGCCUGUACCAGACCAGCAUCCUGGAGGAACACCCCAUAGACACCUUUGUAUUACAGGUGUUAGCCACAGAUCGUGAUAGAUGGAGCCCUUUUAACUCUGUGAGUUAUCGUCUAAUCAAGACUUUGCAGUCUGACUACUUCAGUAUAUCUCCCGAGGGUAUCAUCUCUCCCAGAAUUCCACUGACCACAGACCCCAACAACCCAUCUAGCUACCAGUUUCAAGUGACCGCUGUGGAUGGUGGUGAAAGGAUCUCUCAAGACCCAGCCAAUGUUAGAAUCAAUGUGUGGCAGAACAACCCUCCCCAGUUUACCAACCUGCCUAACACAACCACCAUAGGAGCCAGCACUGGCCCCAGUGUCCCCAUCUUUACUGUUGGGGUGAGAGACCCAGAUGCUCCCAGGAGACCUCAUGGUGAGAUUAAGGAGCUACGUUUGGAUGCCCUGAGUACCGGGGCUGGAGUUUUUGCUAUUGACAGAAAUGGUGUGAUAACAACAACAGCAAACUACCAACGGGAUCAGCGGGAGAGCUAUGUGCUACGUGUGAUUGCUGUUGACAACGGUAACCCAUCCCUAUCAGCCUCUGCCACACUAUCCAUCAAUGUACGCCGUAACCAGUUCAAGCCCGAGUUUCUGAACUUCACUUACGAGACACAGGUGCUGGAGACUCAGGAUCUGGCUGUGCCCUUCCUGCGACUCUCUGCCCGAGAUCAGGACACUGUGCCUCCGUUUGGGGAUAUCUACUACACAAUCGAGAACAAUGAUCUGGCCAGACAGUUCUUCAUAGUGUCAUCUCAGGGGAUAGCUGUGAGACAGCCUCUGACAGAACUCACCACUACUGACAGCAUUCAGUUUAACCUUGCCAUCCAAGACGGAGGUAAUCCACCUCAGCGUGGAGACAGACAGGCCAGUGUAACCAUCAACAUCAUUAGAAACAGAUACACACCCCAGUGGACCAACACGCAGCCCUACGACCGCACCCUGGCCAGGAAUGUCUCAGUUAACACCCCUGUUGUCACUGUCCAGGCAACUGAUGCUGAUCCUAGUAAUACACCCUUUGGCACGGUGCGAUACUACCUCACAGGAGAUGGCCCAGCCCCAGCCUAUUUCAGGAUCAACUCUGUGACUGGUGUUAUAACUGUGCAGAACAGCCUUAACCUAGUGGCAAACACAGAGUUCAGGCUGAGGAUAGAGGCGAGAGAUGGUGGACGACCUUACAAAUUCAACACCACCAUAGUGACUGUGACCCUACAGCAGAGCUCGGGAGCCCCAGAGUUUAACCAGACCUCGUACACAGUAUAUGUCAGAGAGGACCGACCUGUUGGUUUCGAGUUCCUCAGGCUCUAUGCUGUCACUCAGGGACAACAGCCCCUUGACUCUUUCCGUUACACACUGCGGGAAGGGAACUUUGAUCCAGUGUGUUUCACCAUCAAUGAGGUGACAGGCUGGGUUCGUGUGAAGGCUUCUUUGACUGUGUCACCCUGUCUGGCCUCUGUUCACUCUUUACGAGCUGUAGUGAGUGACAGGAACAACCCCAGUGUUAGUAGCUCUGCAUCUGUUAGGAUUGUCCUGCAGAGAAACAUUCAUAGCCCAGAGAUACUGAACCUGCCCAACAAUGUCACCAUACAAGUCACCCAGAGCACCUCAGAUGUUAUUUUUACUGUCCGUAGCCGAGACACUGAUACUGUGAUUCCUUUCAAUCGAGUCCGAUACUCCAUUAUUGGUGAUGGUCCAGCAGCUACCUUCUUUAGGAUUGAUGAGACACAAGGCUUUGUCUAUCUGAGCAGAGCAUUAACUAACCAGCCUAACAAUGCCUACACAGUGCGGAUACAGGUUAGAGAUGGGGGUACCCCAGCUAAGACAGCUGAGGGUGUACUGAUGGUGUACAUCCGCACCACCACUUCCCCGCCAGUCAUCCCCGCUGACCAGCUGAACCUAGAGGCUACCAUCCUUGAGACCCAGGAGCUCGGAGUCAUCUUCAUGCCUAACCUGAGGGCCACAGACAGCGACCCGCCACCAGACAACAUAAUCUACUUUGAGGCUGUAGGAAACAGCCCUGCCCUGAAUUUUUUCAGCGUUGGGAGAGAUGGCUCUAUCACUGUGAGACGAUCGCUUACAUCUGACAAUGCUACAAGAUACGUGUUCUCAGCUAGGGCCUACAAUGAAGGCCCCCCUCGUCAGUACAGCACGCAGACUUCCAGAAUCACCAUCAAUGUGAUCAGGAAUGACUACUGUCCACAGUUCAGCUCCCCUCAGUUUAGCACAAACAUCAACAUCACCAGUGGCCCUGGCUCUGUCCUCAACUUCAGAGUGGUCGCCAGUGACAGGGAUUCCUCAGACCCUCAGGGACCCUUUGGUGAUGUGACAUACAGUGUGAUAGGAGAUGACUUUGCUCCUACCUACUUUGAUGUGACCCCUCAAGGUAACAUUCGUGUGAGCUCCAAUGCCGAUUACAGACAAGAUGACACUGCUGUCUAUAAGUUAAGAGUCCAGGCCAGUGAUGGGUACUGUACUGGAGUGACAGUAGUCAGUAUUCUAGUACAGAGAAGUUUGGUUGCCCCUCGCUGGAACACAACUGCGUCUGUCUAUGAUAGGACCAUCCUGGAGAUCUACCCUCUCAAUACACCAGUUCUCACCCUCUAUGCCAUCGACUCAGAUGUUGGGGCUCGAGUGCGCUAUGGAUUUGCUCCUAACUCACCCAAUCAGAACCUGUUUGACAUUGACGCUGUGAAUGGCGGCAUCUUCUUGAGGAGAUCUCUGGUUGGAACCACAGAGAACUUAUACACUAUAAAUGUGCGUGCCUUUGACAAUGGUAACCCACCACUGUCCACACCUAUACAGACAGUGCGUAUCAGAGUGAUCAGGAAUGUAGCACCAUAUUUCCCACAGCGGGUAUAUGAGGUAGAAAUCCCCGCCUCUGUGGCACAGAAUGCUCAGAUUGCUACAGUAAUGGCCAGAGAUAACAACACCAGGGUUCCCUUUAGCACAUUGUCUUAUGACAUUAUUGGGGAUGGUGUGGCUGCGACUUUCUUUGGUGUUAAUGGUGGGAGAGUUUUCCUGCGUCAGAGUUUACCAAGCAGGCCAGAAAAUGUGUACUAUGUAAGAAUCCGUGUCCAGGAUGGAGGGUCACCAAGAUUGUCAGAUGUGGCUGUUCUACAGGUGACAGUGAAUCAAAACAAUUUCCCACCUGUCUUUUCUCGGCGCUUAUAUAACCUCACGGUCAUGGAGAACAAACCCCUGGGUGAAGAAAUCAUCACCUUUAAUGCCACAGACCCAGACAGAACUGCUCCCAGUAACACGGUCCUGUAUGAGUUGUCUGGAGAUUCCACCACAAUGUCAUACUUCGGCGUGGACUCUACCACUGGUAUGCUCUACCUGAAGAAACCUCUGUUUGCCGACCUCAGUAACAGAACACAGUACAGGUUCCAAGCCACUGCUUAUGACAUGGGAAACCCUCGUCAAUACGCGUCACCAGCUCAGGUCAUCGUUAACUGUGUCCGCAAUGAGUAUACCCCAGAGUUCCUUCCCUCAUCGAGUUACUUUGUUAGAUUUGAUACAAAUGUUCCUGCCAACUCUGUGAUUCAGAGGGUGACUGUUCAAGAUAGGGAUACACAGGCGCCUUUCAAUCAAGUGACCCUGGACAUCAUUGGGGAUUCCAUAUCAGCCAAUUACUUCACCAUAGAUAACAACGGUGUGAUUCGAGUGAGACCAGGAGUGCAGCUCCCAAUCACCAUUAACUCCAGAUACCUGAUCCUUGUGCGUGCUCAAGAUGGUGGAAACCCCCGCCUGAGCAGUGUUGCUACAGUGGUUGUUGCUGGUCCAGAGACUCGGGCACUCCUACCCAACCUGUAAGGUUCAACGUGUCUGAAUUGUUACGGUCACAAUUAAAGAGUCAGCUCCUGCCGGCUACUUUAUCCCCAGUUCUUUGCUGUGGAUCAGAACAAUAAUCCUUUUCAGCGCCAGGUACUCUACAGCCUUACAGGUGUUGAUGAUGCAGAUACAUACUUCACCAUUGACAGCGCACUGGUGUUGUGCGCUUGACCAGGCCUCUUGUCAACCCAAGGAGCAGCUAUUUUAUGACUGUGAC